CUGUAUAUGCAUGUGCAUGCGAUCAUUUUCACUUCAGAUAUUUGUGGACGUUGAUCCGGGAUUAUUGACGCUGAGAGCAUAAUUGUUGGUGCAUUCGAGCUUUGGUGGCCGCAGAAGAUGCAGCACGAGGAUGGUGCUGUCAUUUGUGGGUAUGGAGAGGGAGGAGGCGUUGAGCAUCUGAAAGACUUUAAUGAACGCUGUCAGUGUCUUUGAAAGCGAAAUAGUCAGAGGCACAGGAAGAAUGCGGUGGAAAGUGCUGUGCUUUUAAUAUGUUCAUGUUGGAGGCACAUAGACGCCAUGUGCUGACUUCAAGUGAUAAUGAUUACUAUCUAGCAUCCCAGAAAAGGAAUCUUCCCAUUGUCUUCAGAUCCUGCGUUCGCCUGCAGCUGGUCCCUUCAUUUUGUUAGGUUGAAUAUGUAGAUCUUGUUUUUUUUUUUUUUUUUUUUUUUUUUUUUUCUUCCUCCCCGAGUUGCCUAGACAAUCGUUUGCUCUGUUAGACAAUGUCUGGCUCUCGCAAGGACUUUGAUGUGAAGCAGAUACUAAAAAUCCGAUGGAGGUGGUUUGGUCACCAAACAGCACCUGUCAGUGCUGCCCAACAAGGAGACUUUUUGAGCGGCGGUCAGAGCUCGGGGGGUGAGGACAGAAAGUUUUUGGACUCCAGUAACCUUCCUCUGCCCUUGCAAUCAGUAGAAUACAGGAGAAACAUCAAACAGGGCUACCAACAUUUGCUUCCAUGCACCAUGGCAUCUUCAUCUGAGCCCGCUGCCUCCUCAGCCGAACUUGCAGCAGGUGCCUCUGAAGCAGGACAUUGUCUUAACAAACCAGAAACGGAAGAUGGUGGCAGUGAGGAGGACAUUAACUCAGAAAGCAGUUCAUGCAGGACCUCAAACAGCAGCCAAACGUUAUCUUCCUGCCACACAAUGGAGUCCUGUGCCCCAGAUGAGUACUUCCAGUCCCCCAACCAUGCUGAGCAGACCUUUAAGAAGAUGGAAAACUACUUGCGGCACGAACAGCUCUGUGAUGUCAUCCUGAUCGCUGGCGAUCGGAAAAUCCCUGCACACAGGUUGGUUCUGUCCUCUGUAUCGGAUUACUUUGCAGCAAUGUUCACCAGUGACGUCAGAGAAGCGAAGCAGGAGGAGAUUAAAAUGGAGGGUGUCGAACCCAACGCUCUUUGGGCCUUAGUUCAGUAUUCAUAUACAGGUCGUCUGGAGUUAAAAGAAGACAACGUUGAGAGUCUCCUGUCCACUGCUUGUCUCCUGCAGUUGUCUAAGGUUGUGGAGGCUUGUUGUAAGUUCCUAAUGAAGCAGCUUCAUCCUUCCAACUGCCUUGGUAUCCGCUCUUUUGCUGAUGCCCAAGGAUGUCCUGAUUUACUUAAAGCGGCUCACUGUUACACAAUGGAACAUUUCAUGGAAGUAAUAAGAAAUCAAGAGUUUCUAAUGUUGCCUGGGACAGAAAUUGCCAAACUACUAGCAAGUGAUGAUAUGAAUAUUCCUAAUGAAGAAACCAUUCUGAAUGCUUUGCUGACCUGGGUCCGGCACGAUGUAGAGUCGAGAGGAAGAGAACUUAGUAAGCUGCUGGCUUAUAUCCGCUUGCCUCUGUUAGAGCCACAGUUUCUUGCAGACAUGGAGAAUAAUGCACUAUUCAGGGAUGAUAUUGAGUGCCAGAAACUAAUUAUGGAAGCCAUGAAAUACCAUUUAUUGCCUGAGAGGAGGCCUAUGUUACAGAGCCCUCGUACAAAACCCAGGAAGUCUACUGUAGGGAUGCUGUUUACUGUCGGUGGGAUGGAUGCCACGAAAGGAGCUACUAGUAUUGAAAAGUAUGAUCUGCGGACUAACAUGUGGACCCCAGUAGCAAACCUGAAUGGCCGGAGGCUGCAGUUUGGUGUUGCAGUGUUGGAUGACAAGCUGUAUGUUGUCGGAGGGAGGGACGGACUGAAGACACUGAAUACUGUUGAGUGUUAUAAUCCUAAAACCAAAACGUGGAGUGUCAUGCCUCCCAUGUCUACGCAUCGGCACGGUCUGGGUGUGGCUGUUUUAGAAGGUCCCAUGUAUGCUGUUGGUGGCCAUGAUGGUUGGAGCUACCUCAACACGGUGGAACGAUGGGAUCCUCAGGCCAGGCAAUGGAACUUUGUUGCAAGUAUGUCAUCUCCAAGGAGCACUGUAGGUGUAGCGGUCUUGGGUGGAAAGCUUUUUGCAGUGGGUGGUCGGGAUGGAAGUUCUUGCCUAAAGUCUGUAGAAUGCUUUGAUCCUCACACCAAUAAGUGGACCUUGUGCUCACAGAUGUCCCAAAGAAGAGGGGGAGUUGGGGUAGCCACAUGGAAUGGUUUCUUGUAUGCAAUUGGUGGACAUGAUGCCCCAGCUUCGAAUUUAGCAUGUCGACUUUCAGACUGUGUAGAAAGGUAUGAUCCCAAAACAGACACGUGGACCUCGGUGGCCUCCAUGAGCAUUAGCAGGGAUGCAGUAGGUGUCUGUCUGUUGGGCGACAAACUGUAUGCUGUAGGUGGAUAUAAUGGGCAGAGCUAUCUCACUAAUGUGGAGGCUUAUGACCCACAAACAAAUGAAUGGACACAGGUUGCACCAUUGUGCCUUGGUAGAGCUGGGGCGUGCGUUGUCACCGUGAAGCUUUAGCCCACAAGUCUUAUAUGUCACCUGCACAGACUGUCACAAUCCCAAAGAGCUACACAAUAAUGACUUAUUUAUAGAGCAUACGGCUUUAUUGUGGAUGGAUACUACUAUUAUUUAUCACGAGUUAUUGCGUUCUACCUGCACUCUUUAUGGAUGUUGAGAGAGUAUUUAACUCAUUAUAUCGGACCAACGUAUAGAGAUGUUUUAUACAUGUUAAGGCAGAUUUGCAGGUCAAACCGUGGAACCAGUCUUGUACUGAUCUAUCAAAAGCAGAAUAUUGAAGUAUGAUGUUACUUUUACUAUGUCUUCUAUCUACACAAUCGCGUGCAAAGCUAUCGCUUCUUGCGGAAUCAAAGCAAGUGCAAUCAGGGCUCCUGAAGGUUUGUAGGGGCCCACGUUAGGAUUGGUGAUCCCCAGGACACUAAGUGCACAUGGUAUGUGGGGUACACUUUAAGAGGGAGCUAAGGAACAAUGGCAAAGAGUGAAAACUGAAGGAAAAAACUGUUUUACCUGUUUGUCUUUAGACGUGUGACCUGGUGGUGUUAAUUAUUUGUUUGCCUUUAUUUUGUUUUUCUUUUCUUUUUCAUUCCUAAUUUGUGAUUUUCACAGAUCAAUGUUUUAUGAAAUAUGUGGUUGAAUGUCAUCCCUUGGAAUUUCACAGUAAUUGUUAAAACCAAAACCCAAAAGGUAUAAAUGUGCAGUAGAUAACCGAAAUUAAAGGGGUUUUCCUGGAUUUUAAUAUAGAUGACCAAUGCUUAGAAUAGGCCACUAAUAUGUAAUCAGCAGGGAUCCGUCGCUCCACACCUCCACUAUCACCUGUUUUGCGGUAGCUCAGGUGCUAGACGAAGCUGGUAACUGCAGCUCUGCUCCCAUUCACUCAAUAUGUACUUCUGGAUCAGACUUCCGACACCCAAGCUACCUCAGAAUAGCUUAUUGGUUGGGAUGUCGGACCCCCACUGAUCAGAUACUGAUGGCCUAUCAAGAGGAAAGGCCAUCUCGAG
Molecule: messenger RNA, 3625 nt
Organism: Bufo bufo (common toad)
Lineage: Eukaryota; Metazoa; Chordata; Amphibia; Anura; Bufonidae
Gene: KLHL5
Product: kelch like family member 5
Exons: 11
Coding region: 501-2627 (708 amino acids)
Molecular function (GO): protein binding
Source: RefSeq, a predicted model, not a curated record